UUGACACAUUCAAUAUGAUCCAAAUAAAUAAGCAAAAUAUUAAUUUUGCAAAUAGUUUAAAUAAAGUAAAUAAUGAUUUGUUUAAAGUCAAGUUCGAAUAAAUAAACUAUUUAUACGUUACGUCUACGAAUUCCUUGACCCCCUUUUAGGUUAAAAGUAAUUAAAUGUACCAGCAGCCUCGCCCCUCCAUUCCAGCCCUAAAAAGGCAAAAUUAAACGAUGGACCUUCAAAAACUUAGCUGGAUAAGCCUCAUUGUGAUAUUUCUUGCAAACACCUUCGGAAUAUUCGGAUUGUUUGUUACUCUCGCUAGUCUUUUACUGUUCCUUGCUGGGGCGUUUUCGCUCUUGUACUUAAAAUUAGGUAAUGUAGAUAAGUUUCACACCAAAUGCAUAGGUAAUCCCUUGACUACCGCCCCACAAACUGAUGGGGGACUGAAAUGUAUAGAAGCACAACUUUCGAGUCCCAAAAAACUUUUAAAAUCAGACAGCAGGGUCACUGGAAGUGAACUUAUUGAUAGUUCUUUGCAAGAAAUUCUUGGCUACAUCAUAAGGGACUAUAUUGAACCCUGGUAUAGGCUUGUGUCUAUUGAUAAUGAAUUUUUAAAUACAUCUGUGAGAGACACUGCACAAAGUUUUGCAGUCAAUAUAUCCAACAGAGUUAAAGAGGUAGAUUGGAUACCUUUUUUGACUCAGAGGCUAGUAGAUGAUGCUGCAACACAUCUACGCCUCUACAAACAAGCUCGAGCCAAAAUUAAACUGCAGGAAAAGUCCAAGGAGUCUAAAAACACAACCUCAAAGAUUUCUCCUAAAAAAAAUGCACAUAAAAGGAACAAAAGUGAAACUGAUGUCUCUUGGUAUGUUUGCAAGAAUACAGAGUUUAGAAAAGAUGUAGGUAAUUCUAAAUUUUAUACAAAUGCUGAACCCAAGAACUCAACUUUGGAGGAAUACUUUUUUGAGUUGGAACUCCAGUUGGAAAAAAAUUUAGUAUCUAGGGAGCUGGUGUGCACCAAUGUGAAUAAAGAAAAAGAAUUUCUUACAGAAUUCUUAGAGAUUUUACUUUAUGUUUUACUACCAGAUGAAGAUUUCCAGUGUAAACCACUUAGGUUUCUUUUAAGAGACAUAUUUUCAAAUGGCGUGGUCUUGCCUCUAAUUAACCUUAUUACUGAUCCAGAUUUUAUUAACCAAGCCGUUAUUAGCACCCUUCUGAAAAAUAGCCAAAUUCCUAGUGACGUUUUCUUGACCACACUAAGGCUUACAGAGAGUCAGGAUGAACUCAAAAGCACCAAAAACCUUGUAGAAACUGAGAUACACCAUUUGAGAUCAAGAGAUUGUGGAGGUGAAGACUUGAACAUUAAGCAGCAACUGAGUAGUUUAGCUUAUGUGAUAAAACUAAUAGACUCAAGGUUAUCGAAGAUGGAAAAUCAUGCCAACUCAAACAAAGGAUCAAUGGAAUCUCUUCCCAUGGAUAAAGAAAGUGGAAUCGAUUUGACCUUGGAACAAAUUUUAAAAGACAAUUUGGGCCUUUCCUACUUUAUGGACUUUGUUUCAUCACAGGGUAGACAAAUGGAUUUGUACUUCUAUUUAAAUAUUGAGUGUUGGAAAAAUUCAAUCAGUAAAGAACUGCACGACGCGAAACCCGAAAACUUAGCAACCGUACACGAAAUGGUCCGCAGUACCGCAUUGGGCAUCUACGAACAGCACCUCGGUUACCCGGCAAGAAACGAAAAUCGGGUCCAACUCGAUGAAAAUCUCACCCAAAAUCUUUACUUCCGCAUUCGCAAUUUAAACGAAACUCCCUCGGAGCGCUGGUUCGACCCGAUCAGUAACGCCUUAUUUGAAAAAAUGGAACGCGACUGGUUGGAAUCGUUUAAACAGAGCAGGAUCUACGUGAAACUCCUUCACGAGUUAGAUUUGAUCCCUCAAAAUCCCCCGGAGGAGGACAGUUUGAGUCUCGAGGAGGUGUACGCGCCCUCUGAGGUGAAGAACGGGCAGUUUUUGACCGUCGAGGCGGCCAAUCGAUCUGUUAAACACGCGAGGUCCUUUAGUGAUGUCACGGUGUUUAAGAACGACGUGAAUAUCGCAAAAGAGGCCGCCGAAGGGGAGAACAUUGAGGAUUUGAAGACUGGCUCUUAUGAUUUGGGCGUUAAUAUUAUCGAAACCGGAAUCGUCUGUGAGAAAGGCAAAACGUUCGGGAUCUACGCCAUACGGGUCAGUAGACAAUAUUCGACCGGGUAUUUAGAAGAAUGGCAUAUUUACAGACGUUAUAGUGACUUCUAUGAUUUACACACAAAGAUCAAAGAGAAAUAUCUGGAUUUGUCCAAACUGCCAUUUCCCGGUAAGAAAACCUUUCACAACAUGGACCGGGCGGUGCUCGAGCGUAGAAUGAAAAUGCUGGGCCAGUACAUGUCAGAUUUAUGUCAAAUGAAGGUGAUCGAGUCGCAUGCGGGUCUCAAGGAGCUUUUGAUGACGUUUCUGGAGCAGGGAGAUUACGAUAGGGCCACUGGAGGCCCCAUUUCUACUACGAUCAAUGCAGUGGUAAACCCUCUCAAAUCCGGCAUGAAAACCAUAAAAAAUAUGCCCGAACAACUGAUCAACACCAUGGACGAAAUGGUAACUAAAGUAUUCCACUCUGGCCGGGGGGCUUCGGGUAAAAUACCCGAAACUUCUAAGGUGGGAGCUUCCAUAGAAGAGAAUGACGAUAACAUCCCCCUAAGAAUAAUGUUACUUCUAAUGGACGAAGUGUUCGAAUUAAAAUCUCGGAACCAGUGGUUACGUAGGCGAAUCGUGACCAUUUUAAGACAAAUCGUGCGGACCAUGUUCGGAGAUAUCGUCAACAGGAGGAUUUUGGACUACGUUUCUUAUGUGACCAGUCCUAAAAAUAUGGCGCAUUAUCUGCAUUUGUUUAAGCAAUCUUUUUGGCCGAACGGGGUUCGAAACGACAGGAAAACCUCCGAACGAUGCCCGGACACUAAAAACAGGACCAAAAUAGCAGCUAAGGCGGCCCUUUUGUCCUCUUUAUCUGACGAACUGAAGCACAUAAUCGGUUCGGAGACGACCAGACGGGGCCUUUUAAACGUUUUCGAUUUAUUUCAGAGGCCGGUGUUGAACAGACGUUUGUUUUACGUACUUUUGGAGGGAGUCGUUUGCACCCUGUUUCCCGACAAGGACUUGGCAGGCUUAAUACAAAAACUGUAUAAGAGUAAUGAUAGUCAAAAGGAAUCAGGGAGGUGACAGUAAAAUAGUCAAUUAUUAAAAGCCAUCUUCUGUGCUACCAGGUUUUAUAACGUUUUAACAUCUUGAGCAUUCCAGAACUUAUAGACCUACUCCGUAUUAGAAAUUUAGCUUAGUUUCGAAUGAGUCAGAUCCAGUAUUUUUGUAUUUGCGUAAUAGUUUUAUUUUGUUAUUAUAUUGUACUCUUUUUUUGUUUGUUUAUAUUUAAAUAUAUUUUAGUUUGUUUUAAAGCUU
Messenger RNA from Anthonomus grandis grandis, 3464 nucleotides. Its product is annotated as sorting nexin-13-like. NCBI's taxonomy places the organism in Eukaryota, Metazoa, Arthropoda, Insecta, Coleoptera, Curculionidae. Gene Ontology annotation, cellular component: early endosome. Gene Ontology annotation, molecular function: phosphatidylinositol binding. The record is from RefSeq and is a predicted model, not a curated record. Bases 219 to 3230 code for a protein of 1003 amino acids. The transcript has 12 exons.